Papaver somniferum (opium poppy) is the source of this 648-nucleotide messenger RNA. Its product is annotated as agamous-like MADS-box protein AGL62. Gene Ontology annotation, molecular function: DNA-binding transcription factor activity, RNA polymerase II-specific; RNA polymerase II cis-regulatory region sequence-specific DNA binding; protein dimerization activity. The record is from RefSeq and is a predicted model, not a curated record. The transcript has a single exon. Gene Ontology annotation, biological process: positive regulation of transcription by RNA polymerase II. Lineage: Eukaryota; Viridiplantae; Streptophyta; Magnoliopsida; Ranunculales; Papaveraceae. Bases 1 to 648 code for a protein of 215 amino acids.
AUGGCAAGAAAACCAAGCAUGGGUAAACAAAAGAUCGAAAUCAAAAGAAUUGGGAAUGAAAACACAAGACAGGUUACCUUCUCAAAACGUAAAGGAGGUAUCUUCAAGAAGGCUCAUGAACUUGGUACCCUUUGCGGUGCUCAUGUAGCUGUAAUUGUAAAUUCACCUGCUGGGCAACCUUAUUCAUACAUCAACAGUGAAACUGUUAUCGAUCGUUACCUCUCGGGAGAUACUCGGAUUCCAAAUCCACCUGUCAUGCCUCAUCGUGAAGCCAGAAUUCUUGAACUAAACAAAGAAUAUAGCGAGGCACUUGACAGGUUGGAAGCCGAGAAAAAAAGAGGGGCGACUUUGAGAAAGAUGGCCGAAGAAAAUAAGAGUAAAUAUUGGUGGGAUCCUAUUGAUGAUUUAGGGGUAAAAGAGUUGGAAAUUUUAUGCGGUGCUAUUGAUGCGCUCAAACUUAAGGUUGCUAAACGAGCAGAUGAAUUGCAGCUCAAUUUAACCUCAUUCUUACCAGGGAAUAAUUAUCGAAUGGGCAGCACAUCUAGCUCUACAAUUAUUCAAAACUAUCAGAUCCCCAAUCCCUCUCUCCCUUAUCAUGGAUAUGCCGCUGGCUUUGGUCUAAAUGGAACUGGAAGCAAUGGGCUUUAA